AUCCUCGUUGAGCCGUCAAAGCGGCAGGCAGGACCGCAGAGACGGGAACCAGUCGAGUGUUGUAGUGACCAGUAUGUCGCUGCUGCGGCUGGUGGGGAGAAAACACGGUGAUUUCUGAACCAGUGACAGGUUGAAGAGUCUCGUUGUCGGGUAGAAGAUGCAGAAGGAAAUGUCUCGCUGGACGUGGAUUCUGCUGCUGCUUCUCUCCUCCGUGUGUGACGUUCAAGCUCAAGUGGAAAACCGUGUGACUUUCCUGCCGGGGACGUUCCAGAAUGUGAACAUCUCACGGAACGAGACGGUGCAGGCCGUGGUGAGCAGGAUCCCUCCGGAGGUGGCCUUCAUCACGCUGCAGUUCCACACGCUGUACCGCAACGCCACGGUCUCAUACACCAGGGUCCCAGAUCAGGGUCUCUCUCUGACAGCAGCAGAUUCUGGGCUGGUCUCGGCUCUGCAGCCGAGCCAAACGUUGCUCUCCUUGUUCCUGUCGUCUCCUGAUGAAGAAACUGUCUCAGGGACCGGAGUCAUCCUCUCCUUCUCCAGCACGGAGCCGGUCCCUGGAGCCUGUAACACCGAGUUCAGCCUCGAUGUGGAUCCCAACGUCUACAUCCGCUACAAUCUGUAUGAGACCGUUAUCCGUUUCGCGCCGGCUAAUUUAGGAAAUGAGAGAGGUCAAACUCCUCCAGCCUGCGAUACGUCGACAGGAACCAGCACGCGCUGGCGGCUGCACUACGACGUCUACCAGUACUUCCUGCCUGAGAACGACCUGUCGGAGCGCAGCCUGUUCGCUGGGAUCCAAGCAGUCGCCGACAUCCGAGGCAUGAUGGCGAGCGGUAGACUGGUACUGACGCUAAAGUCAACAGAUAAGACCACCAUGGUGUUCAGCUCCAUCCCGGGUCAGGGUGUCAUCUACUCCGUCAUCGUCAGAGACCCCGUGUUGAACACCUCCGCCUCCUACGUUCCCGCCCACACCUACGCCUGCAGCUUUGCCUCCACUCUGGACGGUUGUCAGACGCUCGGAAAAAUAUCUACAAAAGUCUUCUUCACCAUCACUGGCUUGGCAGGCUUGUUUGUCUGUUUUUUUGGCCAUCGAUUCUUCAAAUGUGAGUUGUUCUGCAUGGGGUUCAGCUUCGCAGCGUUUUUCUUCUUCAUCCUCAUCACCAGAACCACACAGCUGGAUUAUGACAUCCGUCUGGCCGUGUCGGCGGUGAUGGGCGUGGUGGGCGGAGUCACCCUGGUGAUGAGCUGGUGGCGCUUCGGGUCCGUCAUGGCUUGCAUCGUCGUGGUCGGCCUCAUGCUGGGCUUCCUCGUUGCCUCCAUUGUUCUCUUCACUCCGCUGGGAGACCUCGACGUGUUCAGGAACUCGGAUGUGGUUUUCUGGAUGACGUUCUGCUGCAUCAUGGUCUUGGUUCCACUCUUCUUUGUGCGCUGGCCCAGAGAGGGAAACAUCACCACCUGCGGCAUCGUUGGCGCCUACGCUGUCGUCCUGGCCGUCAACGCCUACAUCUACACCAGCCUCUCCUACAUCACACUGAACAUCCUGAAGCGUUUCCUCAACAACAACUUCAGCGCAGUGUUUACAGAGGUGCCAUUCCAGACCAUCGACUACGCCAUGAUCACGGUGUGGGCGGUGCUUGGCGUGUGCGGCGUGGUGCUGCAGCUGUACCGCGAGCGCUCCCGGCCAUUCUUCCCGCCCAGCCCGUACCUCAUGUGGCUGCAGGAGCGCGAGCGACGCAAGACCAACGUGCUCGACCCGAGCCACCACGUCCCCUCGCUGCCCGGGCGCCUCGUGGAGCGGGCGCGACAGCUGAUCAGGCGGAGGGAGCCGGCGGGAGAGCACACGCCGCUGCUGCUGUAAAACUCCCCGCCACAGUCAUGCUGCGUUAGCGGGACAACAGAGCCACUUUGAUGGGUGAUGGCGAUGAACUUCCUCAUGACUGUCCUCGGAUCAGCUGAUGGACGGGCGGAAAGAAGGCGCCGAUGGGAAAGACGCUUCCAUCACUGUUAUUGACACUGAUGACAUGUGACUGAUUAUACUCGGAACGAUGCCGUAUCUGUUGCACUAAAACCCUCAACCACUACCUAUUUACUUCUUCUUUUUAUUUUUUAAAGCAACAGAGCGGCUUUUAUCCUUCAGAAUAAAAUAUGGGAGACAAUAACUUCGCUCACUCUGAGAAGAUCACCUUUGCUUUAGGAUCCAGAUGUCUGGAAACUUUGAACUUGUUUCUCAAAUCAAGACUAAACAUAUUAGUUGUGUUUUGUCUCUGCAGACAUUUUAACUUCUUCAUAUUUUGCAUACAUCACAUGGUUCUGUGAACUGGUACUUGCUCCUUUACAGAUCUGUUUCUAAUUUUGUUUUUUGUCACCCAAAUGUUUCAGAUCAUCAAACUAAUUUUAAUAUCAGACAAAGACGACCUGAGUAAUUAGACAAAUUAUGGCUUCAUUCAUUUGGGAUAAAAUCUUUCCCAACUCAGCUGGCCUUAUGUGGAGAAGUAAAUACCUCCUAAAGCUGAAAUCAGGCUGAGUCGUCCUUGGCAACAGUAGCAACAACCUGUAGCGAGUGUUUUCCAUCACUAAGGAGGAACUCUGACCCGCUGUUCUUUGUAGAAUUGUUUUAAUUCAGCCUCAUUGGAGCGUAUUUAGUUUGAGGUCAUGCCACAGCAAAUCAAUUGGCUUUAAAUCAGUACUUUGACUAGGCCACACCAAACCCUUCAUUCAGGUUUUUCUGAGAACAUUCAGAAUUGGACUUUGGAGUCAUUUUGGUAAGUCAGCCACUCCUGGGAAGGUUCUCUGCUGUCUUUGUAACUCUUUCCAGAUUUACGGAGAUUAGCAGCUUUGCUUCUCAAAUGUUCUUAAGUAGCAUUAGAUCAGGGCACGAUGUUGUGUUUUUAGCUCUUUUAGCCUUCUUUAUGUUGCCAGGCAAGUUCUGUUUAAGUCAUUUCUUGAUUAACAGGCCUGGCAUAAUUGGGCCUGGGUGUGGCUUGUAAAAUUAAGCUCAGUUUUCCAGAAAAUUCUAGGUAUUAGAUUGGGAUUUAACUUGUAUUUAAUGAAUUAAUCUCUGAUGAUAAAUGAGUUUCAUCUGAGAUGUAUGAAUGUGACAAAAAGCAAAAACCCAAAGAAAUUCUUGAAAGGCAAAUAACCACUUUAUCACAGCACCGUGUUGCCAUGACGACUCUCAGGGUUUGAACACAGCAUCAACUACUGCUGAGCACCGACGACGGCUGAAAAGUUUGAUUUGAUUUUUUUUUGAUGCAGACAAACCGUUGACAUGUAUGUAAGAGUAUCCUCUCUGUACUUUAAUGUAUUAAUAUUUAAUAAAAUGCAGUUCUUUGGAGAGGUUCUGCUGUAAUGUGACGAAACUGCACAUCCAAACGAUACAAGAGACAUCGUAAAGUGAGACCACAUUGAUUUUGAAAGUGUAGAGUAGCUCAUUUUGUGUUCUGUUCAUUUACUGCUGAAUGUGUCUUCAUUUUCUAAUAAAUGGCCAUCGAUGGGUGUUUUUCCACCAAA
This is a messenger RNA of Girardinichthys multiradiatus, 3507 nucleotides long. It is a transcript of the gene tm7sf3, whose product is annotated as transmembrane 7 superfamily member 3. The transcript is spliced from 12 exons. The record is from RefSeq and is a predicted model, not a curated record. The coding region runs from base 158 to 1855 and encodes 565 amino acids. NCBI's taxonomy places the organism in Eukaryota, Metazoa, Chordata, Actinopteri, Cyprinodontiformes, Goodeidae.